This is a messenger RNA of Vicia villosa (hairy vetch), 1200 nucleotides long. RefSeq lists its product as uncharacterized. NCBI's taxonomy places the organism in Eukaryota, Viridiplantae, Streptophyta, Magnoliopsida, Fabales, Fabaceae. Gene Ontology annotation, molecular function: catalytic activity. The record is from RefSeq and is a predicted model, not a curated record. The transcript has a single exon. Bases 1 to 1200 code for a protein of 399 amino acids.
AUGGCAAAAAGUUUUUGGAGCAUCAAUGGGAUCGGUUAUUCGUUUUCUAAUUCUUCGGGAAGGUCGGGAGGCCUUUUAACUUUGUGGAAGGAGGACGUGGUGGAGGUCAUUAAUAGUUUCAAAGGUGAGGGGUAUCUUGGAGUGAAAUUUCGGAAGAACCUCAAUUUCUUUUAUUUAGUGAACGUUUAUUCUUCUUGCGACAUUGAUAAGAAAAGGAGGUUAUGGAGUAGACUAUUGGAAUUAAAGGAGAGCUAUGAUGACGGUGAAUGGAUUAUGGGGGGUGACUUUAAUGCGAUUAAGAAGAGGAGUGAGAGGAAGGGAAGAGGGAUUGUGCAUAACACUAAUGAUUUAGAGGGCUUCGCGGAGUUCAUAGAAGAGAGUGGUUUGGUGGAUGUUCCUUGCAAAGGAAAAAAGUUUUCUUGGUUUAGCGGGGAUGGUAAAUCGAUGAGUAGGAUUGAUAGAUUUAUUAUUUCGGAUAAGGUGGUGAACGAUUGGGGUGUGAUUGGCCAAAGAAUAGGAGAUAGAGAUGUCUCGGACCAUUGUCCAAUUUGGUUGGAAGUGGAUACUAAGAAUUGGGGUCCUAAGCCUUUUAAAUUCAACAAUGAAUGGUUUUCGUGUAGUUCCUUUUAUGAUUUUGUGGAGAAGGAAUGGAAUAGUUUUAAAGUGGAAGGUAGAGGCGACUUCGUUUUGAAACAAAAACUUUUUCUUUUGAAAGGAAGGCUAAAGUGGUGGAAUAAGGAGGUUUUUGGUAAAAAGGAUUUGGAGAUUCAAGAGGAGGUCAAUGAGAUUAAUCAUCGGGAUCUUUUGUUGGAAGUGGAAGCGGAGGAAUCUCACCCGGAAAUUGUUACUAAAAGAAAAGAAGCUACUAGGCGGUUUUGGAGGAACUUAAGGAUAAAAGAGAAUAUGUUAGCUCAAAAAGCAAACUUGAAGUGGUUAAAGGAAGGUGAUUCUAAUAGCGGUUUUUUUCACAAGGUAAUGAAAGAAAAAAGAAGGUAUAAUCAUAUAGGUCCCAUUAAUACUUCGGAAGGUGUUUUGGAUUCGGUGUUGGAGAUUAAAGAGCAUGUUGUCCGGCAUUUUUCCAAAAAAUUUGAAGAGGAGGAGGGAAUUUCACCGUUGUUAGAAGGGAUUGUGUUCGAUAGGAUUAAUGAUGAGGAUAAGGUGUGGCUAGAGAGACCUUUUCAAGAAGAUGAAGUUAAAUAG